AUGUCAGACCCAUCUGCCUACACUUACCCAUCCCCACUAGAGGGAUAUGAGAACUUGGAGCCAUUGACCGAAGAGAAAAACGAGGAUGGCAAAUCAUUGAAGAACCCCCAGCAUGGAGUUCUGAGCAAAGCCUACGAAGAGUUCCCCGACCCUCUCUCGAAAGGCCGAGACGGAGGCUUCGACGUCCACAUCUAUUAUUUCCAAAACAACCCCGCUCAAGUCACAUACGCCAAAGAGCUAUGGGAACGAAUCAGACGAGAAUUUCCCGAGCUGAGGAUCUACCGUUUCUGGGACCGACCUAUUGGCCCUCAUCCUGUGGCCAUGUUCGAGGUGAACCUCUUCACACCCGCACAGUUCGGUGCCUUUAUUCCCUGGCUGGUUAUCAAUCGUGGCCCGUUGAGUGCUCUGCUUCAUCCCAAUACGGUGGAGUCGGAGGAUGAGCGCAACCAUACUCAACGCGCCACUUGGCUGGGAGAUCGAAUCCCCUUGGAUACGAGUAUUUUCAAACAACGAGGUUGA
This is a messenger RNA of Penicillium soppii, 519 nucleotides long. RefSeq names its product DOPA 4,5-dioxygenase family protein. The transcript has 4 exons. Lineage: Eukaryota; Fungi; Ascomycota; Eurotiomycetes; Eurotiales; Aspergillaceae. The coding region runs from base 1 to 519 and encodes 172 amino acids. The record is from RefSeq and is a predicted model, not a curated record.